Molecule: messenger RNA, 855 nt
Organism: Hypoxylon trugodes
Lineage: Eukaryota; Fungi; Ascomycota; Sordariomycetes; Xylariales; Hypoxylaceae
Product: kinase phosphorylation protein-domain-containing protein
Exons: 2
Coding region: 1-855 (284 amino acids)
Source: RefSeq, a predicted model, not a curated record
AUGGAUCUCGUCUCGAGUAUCCGCAAGACGGGUUCGCGCGGCGGUGUUAACUUCAAUUGGGACGAUGUCGCCACCUCAAACCAUCGCGAGAAUUACCUCGGACAUAGUCUAAAAGCUCCCGUUGGUCGUUGGGCAAAAGGCAGAGACCUCACUUGGUAUGCGAAAGCCGAUGGAUCUGGAGCAUCGGGCACGGAAACGGAACAAGAAAAAGCAGAGCGAGAGCGAAAAGAAGAGCUCAAGAGAAUCAAGGAGGCUGAAGAAGACGCGCUAGCCCGCGCGCUAGGACUACCUAUUGCCCCUCGAAAGGCGACGGGCGCGAACGCCGUCGACAAGGAGAGGGUCCAGUCGAUGAUAGUCGCAAGGCAUCAAAGAGACAGGAUCGCUCUGAAAGACACCACCGGAGGCGACAUAGAAGCAGGAGUCGCAGCCGCAGCCGGGAUAGAUACAGGGUUAGGUCACCGAGGAGAAGAGACGAUUAUCCUAAGCACAAAAGGGAUGAUAGAGACGACAGAGAAGAUAGGCACGAUCGUCGGAGGCUGCGAAGUUAUAGCCCUGAGCGCAAUGACCACAGACAUGGAAGAUCUUAUCGACGAAAUCGCAGCCGCAGCCGCAGUCCUGAUAGAUCCGAACGAAAAAGAGAUGGAAAGGAAUCUUACAGACCUAGGUCAAGGGACAGACGACCACGACGGAGCAGAAGUCCCCGGAGACAUCAAAAGGGAUCUCCAGAAGAUGGUCGUUAAUUGGAUCGGGAAUAGGUGCAGGGAACCAACCACAUUGUAUAUUGAAUCAGGGUUACCAACAACUAACUGCGGUGUUUUGAUUGUUUUAGAGGGUAAUGCGCGGAGUAUGGAGUGA